AUGGAUGAGGAUUUAACUAAAUCAGUUUGGGAUGAUGAAUUUGACUCCAAUAAUCCAAAUGCAGACCAAGCAACUAGCGGGUUUGCCGAUGGCAUAAAUGCAACGUCAUCCACUUUCGGUCAAUCCAUUACGCCCUUAGCUAACGAUUUCCAAUCAUAUUCAAUUGACGACCCAUUUACCAACCCUUUUGAAGACAAAAAGCCUCAAGAUGAAAUUUAUGAUGAUGCAGAUGAGGACGAUGCACAUGAUGAGGCAAAUUUCAACUCGGAACAAGAGCAAUUACAUGAGAUCAAAUCAGAAGAGAGGAAGGAGCUAAAGAGUCAAAUCAUGUCUGAACUUACAAAUGGGUCCGAGGACAGCGAUAUUUUGACACUGAAAUUGAAUGAGAGGACACCUAAAAGCGUGAGAAAAACCGACGAAUUGUUCCAUGAUAGAGAAUCACCCGUUAAACUCGUUUCUCUGGGUGAAGAUCCUGCGUUGUCACCCAGUAGACCUUUGAAUGUCAAAAAAUUUAAGGCGACCAGACCUCGAAAGUUCAGCUCAAAGACUAAUGUACAACAUUUGAGGUCCUCUCAGUCAGAAUCAUCCGAUGUGUCGUUAGGUCCAUUAGGUGGUGCAACUAAAGCCCCAGAAGACCCAGCUGCUGACCCAGCAGAUCAAAGCAAAGCAGAGACUAAAAUAGAGGAUGACGGAAAAAGCGACCAGAAGGACAGGGAAAAUCCCGAAAAGCAGCACCUGCACAACAAAGAUGAUAAUGGCUUGGAUAUCACCGUUGGCGAUCCGACAAAAGUGGGCGACAUAACUACAGCGCAUAUUGUGUACACCAUUAGGACUAAAAAUAAAAACCCUGAGUCAGGAAGCUUUUCAAACAUAGAGACAGCAGAAGUGACAAGGAGGUAUAAAGACUUUAGAUGGAUCUAUCAUCAACUCCAGGCGAACCAUGCUGGUAGAAUUAUUCCACCGCCCCCUUCCAAACAAAGCAUAAUUGGCAGGUUUAACGAAAAAUUGAUAGAACAUAGAAGAUUUGCUCUAGAGAAGAUGUUAAGAAACAUCGCCAACAAGCCUGGUCUUGCUAAUGAUCCAGAUCUUGUAUCAUUUUUAACCAAUGACGGCGACGGAAGAUUCAACGAAGGUGGACUCGAAGAUUCUACUAUUCACGAAGGAGGAACUGUUAAUUCAAACUCCUCAUCUGCAGCCAAUGUUGCCGCUAGUGCGGCCGCCGCCUCGACCGGUUUCAUGAGCUCGUUGUUUUCCAUGUCUAAUAAGUUUGUCGACCCUGACCACUUUUUCGUGGAGAAGAAGAAUUACCUUGAUGAUUUGGAAUACAACUUGAAACAAUUUGCUAAAACAAUUGAUUUAAUUGGGACUCAGCGACAAGAUAUGAUUAAUAUUUUAGAGGAAUUGGCAAUCACUGUGGAGGAGCUUUCGGCCUUGGAAAUUAGCAAAGCCACAGGAGAUCUACUCAACGCUUUCAGUGAGGUCGAAUUUAAAAUAAAAGAUAAUUUGGAUAGGCUCAACAUUUCAGAUCAGUUGACUAUAGGGUUUACCAUUGAUGAAUAUUUGCGUAUCAUUGAAUCUAUAAAUUAUGCGCUACAAACAAGAAUAAAAGUCUACCAGCUGUUAUCAUCAUUAACGACGCAAAUAGACAAACUAUCCAGAAAGCAACCCCUUCUGCCAGAGAGAGCCUUUGAAGUCGAAAAGCUUAAAGAGAGACAGAGUGACUUGAAGAAACAGUCUGAGCAAAUAAGUGAUACAAUAAAAGCCGAGUUGGAAGAAUUUGAACUCAACAGGAUCGAUGACUUCAGAAACAAUGUUGAGAUUUACGUUGAAAGUUCUAUUGAGUCGCAGAAGGAGUCUAUUGAAUUGUAUGAAACAUUUUAUAGUCGGUAUAUGUCUUAG
This is a messenger RNA of Lodderomyces margitis, 1899 nucleotides long. RefSeq names its product sorting nexin 1. The transcript has a single exon. The record is from RefSeq and is a predicted model, not a curated record. Bases 1 to 1899 code for a protein of 632 amino acids. Gene Ontology annotation, biological process: retrograde transport, endosome to Golgi; protein retention in Golgi apparatus. NCBI's taxonomy places the organism in Eukaryota, Fungi, Ascomycota, Pichiomycetes, Serinales, Debaryomycetaceae. Gene Ontology annotation, molecular function: phosphatidylinositol binding. Gene Ontology annotation, cellular component: endosome.